This is a messenger RNA of Nematocida major, 288 nucleotides long. RefSeq lists its product as uncharacterized. Gene Ontology annotation, molecular function: nucleic acid binding; DNA-directed RNA polymerase activity; zinc ion binding. Gene Ontology annotation, biological process: DNA-templated transcription. The coding region runs from base 1 to 288 and encodes 95 amino acids. Lineage: Eukaryota; Fungi; Microsporidia. The record is from RefSeq and is a predicted model, not a curated record. The transcript has a single exon.
AUGAACAGUUUGUCGGUUGAAAUAGUCAACGCCAGAAGCAUCUUUGAGUGCAUGGAGUGCCAGUAUAGAAAAGAGGUGCACGGAGUGUUUCGAACCACAAAAAAGCUGACCCCAAAGGACGAGCUGGUCAAGCUGAUGCAGCCAGUCGAGCUGCCAGAGAGAUACGCAAUGUGCUCAGAAUGCCCGUCCACCACCGCCAACUACUACCAGAUGCAGACAAGAAGCGCAGACGAGCCCAUGACGAUAUUUAACACAUGUGUACAGUGCAAGCAUACCUGGAGGGAGUAG